AUGGGGAUGGCGGGUUCCUGGGCCGCCCCCUCCCGACCCCGUGCGAGCCUGGAAGGCGACGGCGGCGGAGAGGCAUCCGUCACCAUCAGAGUGCACCCAGAGUGGGCGCCCAUCGGGGCGGAGCACUUCAGGGACCUCGUCGAGCGCGGCUGGUACGACGGGGCCCGCGUCUUCCGCGUCGUCCCCGGGUACGUGGCACAGUUCGGCCUGCCCGCGGAGGCAAGGCCGCCUGCUCCCAGCAUAGAGGACGACCCCGUCAGGGUGCCCAACAGGCGCGGCACCCUCGCGUUCGCCACAGCGGGCCCUAACACGCGCGCGGACCAGCUGUUCAUCAACUUGAAGGAUAACCUGCCUCUGGACGGGCGGGGCUUCUCCCCCUUCGGCGAGGUGGUCGGCGACGGCAUGCAGGUCGUAGACGGGUUCUACUCGGGUUACGGGGAGGAGCCAGACCAGGAGCGCAUUACCAAGCUGGGCAAUUUGUACUUGAACAAGCAAUUCCCUAAGCUCUCUUUCAUCAGCAGGGCCGUGGUCACAGAUUGA
Molecule: messenger RNA, 540 nt
Organism: Prorocentrum cordatum
Lineage: Eukaryota; Dinophyceae; Prorocentrales; Prorocentraceae
Source: the annotation of a GenBank genome assembly